AUGUGGACCGGGAAGUGGUGGCACGCCGUACAGAGUCUCCUACCUACUGGCGCAGCGUUGGCCCCGGUCAUCAUCUCGACGGAUAAGACUCAGCUCACACAGUUCACAGGCAACAAAUUGGCUUACCCGGUGUAUAUGACCCUAGGCAACAUCCCGAAGGCUCUGCAACGUAAGCCCUCGGAACACACAUGCAUAGUGCAUUGCAGGGGUACGGCCAACCCGCGCGGGUCACGGGUACGGGUACUCGCGGGUAGGGGUCCGGGUAGCGAUUUCCGUACCCGCAUACCCGCCCUGCAGCCGUGUGGGUAUUGCCAAAAGAGGCAACCCCGCGAGCGCCCAAACUCGCGGGGAUGCCUCUGCUCCCUCUCCCUCUACCAGGUCGAUUCGUGCACGGCCUCAGGCACCGCAACACUGCGCAUGCGCGCGCGCGGCGAACUCCUAUGGCAAGGGCCCUGCGCGCAAACGCAACCGACGAACACCGCGGGCCUGGACGCAGCCACGAAGCGAUGCACUGGGCGUGGACGACGAAUGGACGGCGGGCGUAGAGGACGAGCGGACGGGCGAGGGCGAGGGCGAGGACGAGGACGAGUACCAGGUGAGUCCAGGCACCGCGAGUGGGCUUACUAA
Messenger RNA from Fomitopsis serialis, 627 nucleotides. RefSeq lists its product as uncharacterized. The record is from RefSeq and is a predicted model, not a curated record. The transcript is spliced from 2 exons. Bases 1 to 627 code for a protein of 208 amino acids. Lineage: Eukaryota; Fungi; Basidiomycota; Agaricomycetes; Polyporales; Fomitopsidaceae.